Xylona heveae TC161 is the source of this 1788-nucleotide messenger RNA. Its product is annotated as glutamyl-tRNA amidotransferase subunit A. The transcript is spliced from 5 exons. Gene Ontology annotation, molecular function: glutaminyl-tRNA synthase (glutamine-hydrolyzing) activity. The record is from RefSeq and is a predicted model, not a curated record. The coding region runs from base 132 to 1604 and encodes 490 amino acids. Gene Ontology annotation, biological process: glutaminyl-tRNAGln biosynthesis via transamidation; mitochondrial translation. NCBI's taxonomy places the organism in Eukaryota, Fungi, Ascomycota, Xylonomycetes, Xylonales, Xylonaceae. Gene Ontology annotation, cellular component: mitochondrion; glutamyl-tRNA(Gln) amidotransferase complex.
GGGCUUAAUUUUCGAGCCCAUUUUGACCGAAAAGGGCAAAUUUUACUGAUUCCGCAUGAAUUAACACUUCUUUAUUCUAGGGCCUGCCAACUGCACCUUUCACUAUAAGGUGACUGGAGUGAUUCGUACUAAUGUCAUUGUUACGAGAGGCGGAGCGUUGCAUCGCCAAUCAAGAAGCGCACCAUGCGCUGAAUGCAUUUAUCAGUCGAUUGCAACCGGCCCAGGAGCUGGGCGCUGUAAAGAGCGCUGAAGAACGACGGACUGCAGGAAAAUCAAGAUCUCCAAUUGACGGGAAAUUGGUUGCAAUAAAAGAUAAUAUCGUCACGACCUCUUAUUCUAAUACUUGUGCGUCUGGUGUUCUCAAAGGCUUUCGAAGCCCUUUCAAUGCGAGUGUGGUGGAAAGACUUAAGAAUGCUGGUGCGGUCAUUGCUGGAAAGACCAAUCUGGAUGAGUUUGGCAUGGGUUCGCAUUCAAUAAACUCCUCUUUUGGCGCGGUAAAGAGCCAGUAUUCGCGCAAUGGCCACGAGCUCUCUGCCGGUGGAAGCUCUGGCGGAAGUGCUGUAGCGGUCGCAACAUCACAAUGCUAUGCUGCUUUAGGCACGGAUACAGGAGGGUCGGUCCGGCUUCCGGCUUCGUACACUGGCACUGUUGGCUUUAAGCCGUCGUACGGUCUCAUAUCAAGGUGGGGCGUGGUUGCAUAUGCAAAUUCUCUGGAUACAGUGGGCAUCUUAGCCCGCACGACCCAUUCAGCGAAGCAAAUUUUCGACGCGGUCAAUCAUUCUGACACAGCGGACCCGACCAAUCUGACUCUUCGAACGCGUUCUCGAAUUCAGAAAUCCGCAGAACGAGAAAACAUCAAAAAAAAAUUACGUGUUGGAGUACCUUUGGAAUAUAAUAUUGAAGAGUUGAGUCCCAGUAUACGUCGAGCGUGGGUGCGCACUCUAGAGCAUCUCCAGAGUCUUGGGCAUUCUCUUCACGCCGUAUCGCUUCCAGCGACACGUCACGCCCUUUCAGCAUAUUAUGUACUUGCGCCCGCCGAAGUGUCAUCAAACCUGGCGAAAUAUGACGGUGUCCGCUAUGGUGCCCGAGAACCUGGGGAUGACAACCAAGAGGGGGUAUUAUUCUCGGCCACUAGAGGAAACGGCUUUGGCGAUGAAGCGCGUAGACGCAUUCUCCUCGGAUCAUACACAUUGAGCGCCGCUGCAUUUGAUAAUUAUUUUAUCAAAGCACAAAAGAUUCGUAGACUUGUGCAGCAGGAUUUUGACCGAGUCUUUGCGCUUCAGAACCCGCUCCUGACGACCGAUGCGCAACCACCAGAUUCAGAAGCAGUAGAUAUCCUCAUAUGUCCAACUGCUCCGACUAUAGCACCAAGUAUCUCGUCCUUAAAAGCUCAAUCGCCCGUGGAUAAUUACAUGAACGACGUGUUCACGGUGCCGGCCUCUCUUGCCGGCCUUCCAGCCGUCAGCGUACCGGUCCAUGACAACACUGAGUCGUCGAGCGAGCCAGAGACUGUCGGCAUCCAAAUCAUAGGGCAGUAUGGUGACGACAAUUUAGUCCUGCGGGCUGCUUCAAUAAUUGAAGGAUGGCAAGCACCGACGUCAUAAAACGUUGCUCAUUAUGUCCAAUUUCGGCGCAUUGGCUGGCGAUCUCUCCCUGGAAUUUGCACUCCCUGGACUUUGCACUCCCUGGACUUUGCUCAUCUUUCAUACUCGAACGAGGGUGACAUUCCAUUUAUAUUAUGCAUUAGAGGCAGAAGCAGAGGCGUUUGCAUUUAUACCUCAACGGAUC